Cherax quadricarinatus is the source of this 5207-nucleotide messenger RNA. NCBI's taxonomy places the organism in Eukaryota, Metazoa, Arthropoda, Malacostraca, Decapoda, Parastacidae. The record is from RefSeq and is a predicted model, not a curated record.
AUCAGCCAGCCAGACACUGGUGGUGGUGGCUGAUAAUAACGUCAGGACGUCAGUCUUCUCUCAUACAUCGCCGGGGAAGGGUGCUGCUCACUUUGCUCUCAGAAAUCACAAGCUGCUCUAUUAAAAGUUUCAGAUUGAAAGAUGGCUUUGAUGACAGGAAAGACACUCAGCCUCAUCAAGAGAGAGAGCUUCUUUGACGAUGCAUUCUUCACCGAUGCCUGGGAGGAUUUUGAUAAGGCUGUCCAGUCUAUCCUCGACAAGUUUGAUAACUCAGGACUUCAGGUUGAUGUGGGAUCGCGAUCACAGUGUCGGGAUGUCUACAGUAAAAUCCGCAGCAGCAAAAUUGAUGAAGAUCUCUAUGCCUCUCAAGCUCUCCAGAUCACUGAGAAGGAUGGCAAAUUUCAGGCUGUAAUGGACGUGAAGGACUUCAGCCCAAAUGACCUUCAAGUUACGGUGGUAGAUGACCGUGUUGUGGUUGAGGGCAAGUACUGCAAGAAAUCUGAAGAUGGUUCCACCGUGUCAUCAAAAUCAUUCUACAAGGAGUUCACGCUGCCUAAUAAUGCCGACAUUGAUGCAGUCUCCACUGCACUCUCUAAGGACGGUGUCCUCACUGUCAAGGCUCCAAAGAGGGAAGGUGAUGGUGCCAAGCCUGCUGGAGCUCUCACCACCUCCACCUCCACAGUACAACAAUCAUCAUCUUCCGUCCAACAAUCUUCUUCAGUUUCCUCAAGCUCAGUUAAGAAGGUUUCCAUGUCCUCAUCGUCUACAUUUUCGUCGUCUUCAUCUUCCAGCUUCUCUAACAAGAGUUCCCUCGAUGACAUGGCCAAAGACAUGCAAGACCGUCUUGUCUUUUCUCACGAGAAUGUUAACCUGAAGCUCCCUGGAGGACAGUAAACUAGUUGAUACCAGAGUAGAAGCAGAGCAUAAGAUUUCUUCAAACUGAAACAAUGGUAUACCUUAGAAGACAUAAAAACAUGAGCUUUCAGACAUCGCAUAAAAUUUAACUAAAUAUAUUGCAAACAAUUAACCAAAAAACAGGAAGUAAAAAAAAAGACAACAGAACUAGAGGCGCAGAAAACAGUAUUGCAAAGCUUCAGAACAGUAAACCCUGAUCAUUGUGAGUGGCUUGUAAAUACUGAUAUACAGUUCAGUAAACAUUUUUCAUAAUGUAUGAGUAAAAUAAACUUUGUGGAAAUUAUAAGAGAAAACAAAUAUUUUCUUACAUCUUAUAACAUUUGAAUGUCAAAUACAGUGGAACCUCAAAUAUAGAACUUUCUUCGGUCCAGAAGGCUGUUCAAGUGUCACUACUGAACGAAUUUAUUCCCAUCAGGAAAAAUGUAAAUUAGAUUAGACCAUUUCAGACCCUCAAAAAUACACUUAUAAAAGCACUUACAAAAAUACACUUACAUAAUUGGUUGAGUUGGGAGCAGUCCGAUUUUUGAUGUUCCACUGUAUACUUCUUACUAUAUUCCACCAAGUUAAUGCAAUCCUAUUUGCCCAAGAGAUAUUUCCAGAGUAUUUGGUAUGAUCAUAAAGGAUGGGUUUGGGAUAUUGGCAGUUUGGAGGGAUAUGUAGUGUAUGUUUAUACGUAUAUGCUUCUAAACUGUUGUAUUCUGAGCACCUCUGCAAAAACAGUGAUUAUGUGUGAGUAAGGUGAAAGUGUUGAAUAAUGAUGAAUGUAUUUUCUUUUUGGGGUUUUUCUUUCUUUUUGGGUCACUCUGCCUCGGUGAGAGAUGGCCGACUUGUUAAAAAAAAAAAUGCAGACAGAUAAGAUAAGAUAAGAUAAGAUUUCGUUCGGAUUUUUAACCCCGGAGGGUUAGCCACCCAGGAUAACCCAAGAAAGUCAGUGCGUCAUCGAGGACUGUCUAACUUAUUUCCAUUGGGGUCCUUAAUCUUGUCCCCCAGGAUGCGACCCACACCAGUCGACUAACACCCAGGUACCUAUUUGCUGCUAGGUGAACAGGACAAUAGGUGUAAGGAAACGUGUCGGAAUUUCCACCCGCCGGGAAUCGAACCCGGGCCCUCCGUGUGUGAAGCGGGAGCUUUAGCCACCAGACCACCGGGCCACACAAUAACAAUAACAGAUGUUAGUGGAAUGCUAUAAGGCAUUCCACUAACACAGAAUGCUUUGAUAUGCUGUUGGAGUGUGAGCAAGGUAACAUUUAUGAAGAGAUUCAGGGAUACACUUGAUACACUAUUAUACAUGUAACUAAAUACAGUGGACCCCCGCUUAACGAUCACCUCCCAAUGCGACCAAUUAUGUAAGUGUAUUUAUGUAAGUGCGUUUGUACGUGUAUGUUUGGGGGUCUGAAAUGGACUAAUCUACUUCACAAUAUUCCUUAUGGGAACAAAUUCGGUCAGUACUGGCACCUGAACAUACUUCUGGAAUGAAAAAAUAUCGUUAACCGGGGGUCCACUGUACCUAUAAUCAACUAUUAUGUUGCUGCAUAAGAGUAAACUAAAUCAUUACAAUGUACAGUAGAACCCCGUAUCCAUGGAUCUGGUAUCCACAGUUUCAGUUAUCCAUGGUUUAUUGUGGCCCAAAAAUAACCCUUAAUUUUGCUUAACCAAAGUGCAAAAGUAGUGAUGGUGGCAGAUCUUCAAAGCUUAAGCCGUGAAGUGCUUCCCAUCAGUGGAAAAAGUGCUAAUUCUAGACUUAUUUUGGACAAUUUAUCAAUUAAACUUAUCAUACGUGUACAUUUUUCUUUUUUCAACAAACCAGCCGUAUCCCACCGAGGCGGGGUGGCCCUAAAAGAAAAACAAAAGUUUCUCUUUUUAAAUUUAGUAGUUUAUACAGGAGAAGGGGUUACUAGCCCCUUGCUCCCAGCACUGGGCUAGUAACCCCUUCUCCUGUAUAAAUUACUAAAUUUAAAAAGAGAAACUUUCGUUUUUCUUUUUGGGGCACCCUGCCUUGGUGGGAUAUAGCCAGUUUGUUAAAAGAAGCAGCAGCAGCUAAGAGUAAACUAAAUCAUUACAAUAUAUCACUACGUAUCAAAUCCUCUAUCAGUUUCAUAUAGAAUAAUUCAAGUAGGACAACAAGCUGACUUACUUAAAUAUGUAAGUUACAGAUGCAGGUCCAUACCAAUCACCUGCUUUCCCAGCUUUUGUCCAGAAUGAACCAAGUUAUGUAGAGAGAGUGGACAGUGUGGGGAAGGAGAGUCACCCAGCCAGUGCACAAUGCAACGGUGAAUAAGAUUAUCUGCUCCCUGCGCUGAAUUCUUGUUAUAUCUCCAGUCUGUAAAAUAAUAUACAGAUCACUUGUACAUUUUUUAAAUAAUUUAACCUAUUAUGUGCUACAGUACAUCAUUUACCAUCUUUGUAAAAUGUACGUCAUAAGAGUCAAGAUUAAUAUUGUUAAGUAAAUGGACACAGAUGCAACUAAUGUGACAUUUUAUUGUGGCAGUGUUUCGUUCUUCAGAAGCUUUGUCAAGCUGUGAUGUUUGACAACAGCUUUGUCAAGCUGUGAUGUUUGACAACAGCUUUGUCAAGCUGUUAUGUUUGACAACAGCUUUGUCAAGCUGUGAUGUUUGACAACAGCUUUGUCAAGCUGUUAUGCUUGACAAAGUUCCUGAAGAGCGAAACAUUACCACAGUAAAAUGUCACAUUAGUUGCAUCUGUCCAUUUACCUAUUAUUUUGUUGGUAAUUCUACCAUUAUUAAUAUGAUUAAUAUUAUUAGAUUCAUGGCAGUGCUAAACCCACUCUGGACAUACAAUGACUACAAAAGACAAAGGCACAGUUCCAUGACUGGAACAAUACACAAAUAACCCGCACAUAGGAGAGGCUUAUUGUGAUGUUUUGAUCCUACUUGGACCAUUUACAAAGUCACUGUGUGACUCUGUAAAUUGUCCAAGUGGGAUCAAAACAUCAUAAGCUUCUCUCCAAUGUGCAGGUCAUUUGUGUAAUGACUACAAAAUGCACAACCCAUGUGUGGCUUUGUCUAACAAAGGCCUGAAAUGCACUGUAUCCUGGUGGCUUUCUUUGUGGCUAACAAUAUUUUAUUACAUAUAAACUACAUUACCUGUACACUGCAUAAAAGAAACAAAGUACAGGAGGGCCUCACAUAUACAGCACAAGAGGGCCCCACAUAUACAGCACAAGAGGGCCCCACAUAUACACCACAAGGGCCUCACAUAUACAGCACAAGAGGGCCCCACAUAUACAGCACAAGAGGGCCCCACAUAUACAGCACAAGAGGGCCCCACAUAUACAGCACAAGGGCCUCACAUAUACAGCACAAGGGCCUCACAUAUACAGCACAAGAGGACCCCACAUAUACAGCACAAGAGGGCCCCACAUAUACAGCACAAGAGGGCCCCACAUAUACAGCACAAGGGCCUCACAUAUACAGCACAAGAGGGCCCCACAUAUACAGCACAGGAUGGCCGCACCUAUAUGUGGGGCACCUCUUCCGUGUUCUAAGUUCUCGCUGACUUUCAACCGAGUCGUCGUUCCACACGCUGGCAGGUAAAACACAAUGAAAACUGCCUCAAUUUGAGGUGCUGUAUAUGCACGGUCUUAUUUGAAUUUGAGUUUAUAUGUAACUACAAUUGUUUUUGUGAGAGACCUUAAGUAACAUCAAGAAAUCUCCUUCAAGGAAAUACAUAAUGUCAAUGAAGAUUUACUGCUCUGUUACUCUGAAUGGAACAUUAACACUGAUUAUAUUGGUCAAAUAUUGUCACUGAUCUAAAUAUGUAUUUUUUUUUUUAUUGCAACCAAAAAUACAAUAGACUGAGUGAGGCUACCCUCUGGAUAUACAUUUACAGUUGACUUACACUUCCUACUGGAUAUAAUUUACAUCCAGCUGACUUACACUUCCAACUGGACACACAUUUACACCCAGUUGAUUUACACUUCCAACUGGACACAUUUACAACAAGUUGGUUUACAUCACCUACUGGACAAACAUAUCAUGCUGAUUUAGUUUAGGUUAGGUAAGGUUCGUCAGGAUUCCUGUCAGAUAUACAUACCAUGGUACCUAAGAAUUCCUACACAACGUAUUUACACCUGUUCACUUAGGCUUCCUGCUACACUUACUUUUACAUUAUAGUGAUUUAUGCUACCUAUCACAAACAUUGAUGCUACCUACCACACAAACACUGAUACUACUACCACCAUACAAACAUUGAUGUGGUGUUAAGUGUAAGGUUUUCAUUUGAAAAUAUGUACGUACUUAUAGAAUAAAAGAUAUCCAAGACAUUUUAACCCA